This is a messenger RNA of Dermochelys coriacea (leatherback sea turtle), 2701 nucleotides long. RefSeq lists its product as uncharacterized. The record is from RefSeq and is a predicted model, not a curated record. The transcript has 2 exons. NCBI's taxonomy places the organism in Eukaryota, Metazoa, Chordata, Testudines, Dermochelyidae. The coding region runs from base 247 to 1083 and encodes 278 amino acids.
GGAGUGAGCUGAUAUUUUGGGAGCUGGUUCCCUGCACGGGGUUUCACUUCAUGUUUCCUUUUUGCUGUCCUGCUCUGGGCGUUGGGGGUUCAGAGAAAUCACAGCCCCCUCAGGCGACUGAAAAAGGGAAGGGGAGAGGGGUGGGGUGGAGGCAGCUGGCCAGAGGGAGGAACUCUCACCGAUCAGAAGAGAGGAUAGCGGGGUUAAGACACAGAGAAAGAAAGAGAGAAAAAGACGCCGGAGUAGAUGGCUGCCGUUGUUGCUGCCCUGGCCCGUCUCCACCCGGCACUGGCCAUCCUGGGCAGUGAUGCCCGAUGCCACAGCCUGGCCCCCUGGUAUUUCCUCCUAUGUCUCCGCCUCGUUGCUCUCUUUAUAGCUGAUGGGCCGUGGGCUUCGGUGAAACCAGACCUGGCCUGUAAUUGGACCUCGGUCAAUGGGGACUCCCAACCGUUCUGUGCCGCCCUGUGCUACAACCAGCGCUUCCCAGCCCCCGUCUCCUCGUUCUGGGGCUUCGCCUUCCUCGCCACCCUGCUCCCCAUGGGCCUCAUGAUGCUGAUUCAUGCCCAGUUCAGCCGACGGGCUGCGGCCAGAGGGGACAAGGAGUCAGCAGGACCAACUGAUGCAACCAAUAUGUCCGCCAAACCCAACAUGGCUGCCAAAACCAAGUUGGCUGGAGAGCCCAAUAUGGCCUCUGGAGCCAACCGGGUUGACAUAAUUAAUAUGGACUCUGAGUCCCAAUGGGUUGGCCAAUCCAAGAUGGUCACUCCAGGAGCUAAGAUGGCUGCCAGCUCAGCCUGGCGCUCCCCAGCAUUUGGUUUAUGCGUGGUGCUGCUCCUGGCUACUGAGCUGGGCUUCUUGUGGGCUAUUCUGGCCCUACAGUUACCCUUGGUGUCAGGGGCCUACUUCCAGUGCUGUCCUGGGGCUCCCCCUUGCCCCCCGGCCCUGGAGUGUGCCCUGUUGGGGCAGGCCGACAAGAAGAUGGCGCUGGUGACUCUGGCCUUCAUGGCCUGUGUCAAUAUAGCCUCCUGUCUUGCCUAUGGGAUCAUGAGGCUGGGGAGGGCGGCCCAGUGCCAGGGGAGAUAGGGGUGAGGGAAUGACUGUGGGAAGAAGGGAAGUAGGGAGUGGGGGGAAGAGGGACUGGUUGAAAGAUUCAAGAUGGCUGCCCAGCCCAAACUGGAUGGUGUAUCCAAGACAACUGCCCAGCCCAUGCUGGUUGAGGUAUCCAUGAUGGCUGCCCAGCCCAAAGUGAUAGGAGUAUCCAAGAUGGCCGCCCUGCUCAAGGCGAUUGGCGUAACCAAGAUGGCAGGGAAGGGGAAGAAAAGGAGGGAACCUGUAGAAUCAUGGACUAUUGAGCAGACCCCUCUCACAGAGCAGAGACCCCCAUCAAUCUACCAUCAAUGACAUGGGUGUGGGCACGACACAGAGGGAACCUGGACUGACCUUAUGGGAGGAGUGAACAAAUUCCACCCUCCCCAAAUGACCUCUGAUACUGUGCAUGCUCAAAGAUGGCCAGGAAUGCAGCCACCUCUAGAGUGGGGCAUGGGGGCUGGUUAUAUGGGGACUCCUCACCUGGUGUUCAGAUGUGGUCGUCUCUGGGGAGGGGUGCAGUGGCUGUUUAUAUGGGGACCCCUCACCCAGCACUGAGAUGCGAUUGCUUCUGGGGAGGGGUGUAGGGGCUGUUUAUAUGGGGACCGCUCGCCCGGUGAUGAGAUCAGCACUGACUGCUAGGGGAGAGCACCCGUACUGAGUCUCCCACUUCAAAUUGCUUUCAGAAUUGGGUCCUAUAGGGCUGACUUGUUGUGGUUCAAACAUUUAUCAAACUGCUUAUUUUGACAACUGGUUUAUAAAAAUUAUGAUUGUCCCAAUAUGCUCAAAGUUCAACUUAAAUACGAGAGACUGUGGAAUGGGAGCCAGGGCGGGGGAGGGAUGGGAGCCAGGACUCCUGUGGGAGGGGAGUGGGGUCUAGUGGGUUAGAGCAGGGGGCAGGAUCCAGGACACCUGUGUUCCUCCUAGCUGCAGAGGAAGCUGUGAAGUGCUGGCAAGUUUCCCUUUGGUGGAUUGUGUUCUGAGGUCACAACAUGGACUGGGGCACAAGGUGGGUGGGGGGUGGAGGCAACUGGCUCAUGUUGUGACUCUCCCAGAAGGAAGGAAGGAAAUAAGAGAGGGAGGAUGAACAGAGGGAGAGAAAGAGAGACUCAAUGAGCGAAACAGGUACUGGGACAAGGCUGCAAGGGUGGGCAGUGGCUGGAAAUCCAGCCUGGGGUAUUGUGAGCUUCUGUCACAGUGUCGCGCCCCCCAGGUUGGCGUAAGAGGGUUGGGGUGCUGGGUGUGUAUAUCAUGGCCUGGGCAAGGGGACGGGGAGCUGGAAAAGUCAGGAGAGAACUCCUUGCCUCAAUGGGGCCAGAUGCGGUUGGACUGGUUCUGGAUUGAGUCAGAGCUGCAGGAGAAGAGGGAGAGUGAAAGGGAAUGUGGGAUGGACUAGGGUGACAUGGAGAAAGGAAAAUGGGAAUAAGAAAUAAAUAAAUAAAUAAAUAAAUAAAUAAAGAAAGAAAGAAAGAAAGAAAGAAGUAGUAAGGGGAAAAAGAAAGAAUGAAUGAAAGAGAAUGAGGGAGAGUCAGAAAGAAGGAAGGAAAGAGAAACAGAAUGAGGGAAUCAGAGAGAAAAAGAAAACAAAGGAAAGAAAGAAAGGUCUGAACAAGGA